AUGUCUCAACGUCGUCCGAAUCUUCAACACUACUGCUGGUGGUGGUUCGCCUUGAUCGCUACAACCUUUCUGAUGAUGAUGAUCCACUCUCAUUCAUCAUUUUCCUCAUUCGGAGGAGGAAUAGUAAAGGCAGAAGAAGUCAUGAUUGAUCUAGAAGGAAAUCCUCAUAUCAAAUCCAACGAUCAGGGAAUGACAAGCCUCUCCACGGUCUAUGAUGCUCUCAAGACUCAUCUCCCCGAACAGACCUUUGCUCAAGUGCGUAGAAUUUUGUAUGGAAAUGAAUGGAAGAGCCUCUCGAUACCUGAACAAGUCCGAUCCUCUGCUGUCAAGAACAAGUUUGAAGUGAGAGCCUAUUCCAUGAUUCAUAAUGUAGCAAGAGAGCAAACACGUCCUCCACGUAUUGUGAGAUUGGGUUUGAUUCAAAAUUCGAUCGGAGCAAAUACGACGGAACCAGUAGAUGUUCAAUACAAGGCAAUUGAAGAGAAGAUUGAGAGAAUGAUUGAUGCUGCUGCUUUGAUGGGAGUGAAUGUGGUUGGAUUGCAAGAAGCAUGGACCAUGCCUUUUGCAUUUUGUACAAGAGAGAAACAGCCAUGGAUGGAAUUUGCUGAGGAAGCAGAAACUGGCAGAAGUACUCUAUUCUUGAGAAGACUUGCUAAAAAGUAUAACAUGGUCAUUGUUUCCCCAAUUUUGGAGAGAGACUCAGAGCACAAUGAUGUCAUCUGGAACACUGCCGUUGUUAUUGGCAAUAGAGGUAACUACAUUGGAAAGGUCAGAAAGAAUCACAUUCCACGUGUAGGAGACUUCAAUGAAGCUACCUACUACUUGGAGGGUAAUUUGGGUCAUCCUGUCUUUGAGACUCAAUUCGGAAGAAUUGGUAUCAAUAUUUGUUAUGGUCGUCACAUUCCACUCAACUGGCAAUCCUACGGAUUGAAUGGUGCUGAAAUUGUUUUCAAUCCAAGUGCAACUGUGGGUGCUUUAUCUGAACCAAUGUGGCCAAUCGAAGGAAGAAAUGCUGCCAUUGCGAACAGUUACUUUGUUGCCAGCAUUAACAGAGUUGGAACUGAAUAUUUCCCUAAUGAAUUCACGAGUGCUGAUGGAAAGCCAGCUCACAAAGAUUUUGGACACUUUUAUGGAAGCUCCUAUGUUUCUGCUCCUGACGCAUCUCGAUCACCAGAGUUGACUCGUUUGGGUGAUGGUUUAUUAGUUGCUGAAAUUGAUCUCAAUCUUAACAGACAAGUGAAAGACAAGUGGAUGUUCCAAUCGACCUCUCGAUAUGAAAUGUAUGCUAAGGAAUUGAAUGAAUUUAUCAAACCAACCUUUAAGAGACAAAUCGUGAGAGAUCCAUCCUUGAAUGGCGCUUUUGAAGAGGAAACUCCUGAGCAGUCACUCUAA
Molecule: messenger RNA, 1392 nt
Organism: Naegleria fowleri
Lineage: Eukaryota; Heterolobosea; Eutetramitea; Acrasida; Naegleriidae
Exons: 3
Coding region: 1-1392 (463 amino acids)
Molecular function (GO): beta-ureidopropionase activity
Source: RefSeq, a predicted model, not a curated record